Molecule: messenger RNA, 888 nt
Organism: Antechinus flavipes (yellow-footed antechinus)
Lineage: Eukaryota; Metazoa; Chordata; Mammalia; Dasyuromorphia; Dasyuridae
Gene: SELENOH
Product: selenoprotein H
Exons: 3
Cellular component (GO): Golgi apparatus
Source: RefSeq, a predicted model, not a curated record
GGCAGAACUUGACCCUCCCGCGUCUUCUCCAGAGCGCAGAAGACGGCUGUGUCGUGGCAGACACCUGGCAUCUUUCUCCAGCUGCCCCCUCUCCCUCCCCCCGCGCUCUGGCGCCGGUGGUUGCAUCCGGACGUCCCGCCUCCCACGUUGGGGCAGGCGGGACCAGACUCCGCACAUCGCUGAAUCUCGCGGAACUCGGCAGCGCGGGCAUUCUGGCCGGCUAAUCUACACGUGCCUUGUCCCCACGCGUGCCAUGGCUCCUCGCGGGAGGAAGCGCAAGGCAGCUGAGGAGGAAGCCGAGAAGCCGGAGAAGCUGGCCCAGGGUGAUGAUGCGGGCUCGGGAGAGGCCCGCGUGGUCAUUGAGCACUGCCAGAGCUGACGCGUGUACGCGCGCCACGCCGAGGCCGUGGGUCAGGCGCUGCGACUGGCCCGCCCGGAGCUGCAGGUGCUGUUGAACCCCACCAAGCCCCGGCGGAGCAGCUUCGAAGUGACGCUGCAGCGCCCCGACGGCAGCCGGGUGGAGCUCUGGACCGGGAUUAAGAAGGGCCCUCCUCGAAAACUUAAAUUUCCUGAGCCGGGGCAGGUGGUGGAGGAGCUGAAGACCCAGCUGGCUUAGACGAGGCCCGAGCGGGGCUAACCACGACAGGGUUGUUCCCGGGGUAGGACGGAGCCAGGAAUACCCCGGCCCCCCCUUUCUUCCUCCCCCCUCCCUUUUCCUCUUGCUUGCAGCCCUGUGCCCUGGGGCAUUGGCAGCAUCCAUGACGGACCGUGACCAAAGCACCAGUCACGUUCCUGAAGCUACAGCUCCUUCCUCAGGGGCAGCUGCAGGGGCCCCCUCUCCCCCGCUUCCCAUGCUGUACAACGGCUAAUAAAGGUUGGGGUACCGCA